Dermatophagoides pteronyssinus (European house dust mite) is the source of this 803-nucleotide messenger RNA. RefSeq names its product Evr1_Alr domain-containing protein Alr (gene Alr). The record is from RefSeq and is a predicted model, not a curated record. Gene Ontology annotation, molecular function: flavin-dependent sulfhydryl oxidase activity; flavin adenine dinucleotide binding. NCBI's taxonomy places the organism in Eukaryota, Metazoa, Arthropoda, Arachnida, Sarcoptiformes, Pyroglyphidae. Gene Ontology annotation, cellular component: mitochondrion.
UAUUGCAGCGCAAACUCAUUUCGAAUUGCAUCAUGUGGAUUCUAUUUUUUCUUUUCUAAAUGAUAAUUUUUGAUUCUAAAAUUUUUUGGUGAUAAUUAUGUCAUCAUUCUUAACGGAUAUUUUCCACUCUUUGUUUUCAUUAUCAUCGUCAACAUUGCCACCGAAAACCUUGCUACAACAAUCACAUAAUGAAGAUUAUGAAUAUGGUAUUGGUAGUGGCCUAAAACAUGAACGUCCAUGUCGUGCAUGUAAUGAUUUUAAAACAUGGAUCAAAACUAAUCGCAAUCAACAAUCCAAACAACAACAACAAAAAACUGAUAAUAAUAAUAAUUCCGAAUCAAUCGAUAAAAUUCGAUCUGAUUGUCCAUUGGAUAAAGAUGAAUUAGGACGUAAUACAUGGAGUUUAUUACAUACAAUAUCAGUUUAUUAUCCAGAAAAACCGACUACCGAUGAACAAGAAUUGAUGAAAAAUUUUAUAAAAGGAUUGGCUCGAUUUUAUCCAUGUGAAACAUGUGCAAAAGAUUUUCAAACGGAAAUUCAUAAUGAUCCACCACAAACAGAAACUAGACAUUCAUUAUCAAUGUGGUGGUGUCGUCAACAUAAUCGUGUUAAUAAAAAAUUAGGAAAACAACAAUUUGAUUGUACAAAAUUAGAACAAAGAUGGCUUGAUGGUUGGAGUGAUGGAUCAUGUGAUUAGUAGUUGAUAAUUUUUCUUGUCAUUUCGUUAGUUGAUAUGUUGUUUAUUAUUAUUAUUAUUUUUUGUAAUUGAAAAUUAAAAAUCAUAAUUUAUCCGACCAAGGUGU